This is a messenger RNA of Triticum turgidum subsp. durum (durum wheat), 270 nucleotides long. Lineage: Eukaryota; Viridiplantae; Streptophyta; Magnoliopsida; Poales; Poaceae. The record is from the annotation of a GenBank genome assembly.
AUGGGUCUGACGGCUGACCUAUGCCCAUCUAACAACUCGAGGCUGGUGCAGUGGUGGUCAGAAGGUAGAAAACGAAUACAUAAGCAAUCCCGAAAAGGCUUUGACACUUUCGUGAUGCUAAUCUGUUGGACGUUAUGGAAGCAAAGGAACGCGAGGGUCUUUGGCACCGGAAUGAUCAAGAACGAAUGGGAUACGGUGGACAUGAUCUUUGAUGAUCUCAGGACUUGGGCAAGAGCAGGAGCGUUCGGAGGACAUCUAGAUAUAGAGUAA